This is a messenger RNA of Stylonychia lemnae, 1743 nucleotides long. Lineage: Eukaryota; Ciliophora; Spirotrichea; Sporadotrichida; Oxytrichidae. The record is from the annotation of a GenBank genome assembly.
AUGAUAAUAACUAAAAAUAACAUCUAAACUAAUGAUUCAUUUUUGAAUCUCAUUCCAGAAUGCAUUAAAAAUAGACUCAAUUAAAUUUAAGAAGUCCUUUCCGCAGAGUCCCCUGAGUUGCUUUCUUAUAAAGUGACUCAUGUUGAAAGUGGUAUCAGAAUUUUCUAAAAGCAUCAAUCCCAAAACAGCUCUUCUCAUUAAAAGAGAGUAUAGUAUCCUCCACACAAUUAUUAUGCCUAGUAUCAGGUUGGACUUACUCCUGAUUAUAUUCUUUAGCAGCUCAAGGAUAUCAAUAAUUAUAAACAAUGGCUCUUGUUUACUAAGAAACAGCAGAUAUUAAACUAAAUUGAAGCCAAUUCUGAAAUCUUAACAAUGGAGGCUCAUCUUAAUGUCUAUUAAAUUAUUCCCAUAAGAACUCAGUUGAGACUAAUAACAACCACGUUUAUAGAUUAAAAAUCUAAGGAUUACGUUUUAGUAUUCAAAUUAAUGUAAAAAGGCUGCAAAGAUCUUGAGGACUUGUUGAUAUUUGUUGGACUCAAUCAGAUUUACGAUAAGACUUCAAUGAAGAUUUGUGUGGAAGUUACUCCUAAGUAAGGAAAAUUUUACAAUUAACUUGCCAAUAAUAUAUCACUUGAGUUCAUCAAAGCCCUUAAUAAUUUUAAAACUUAUGCCAAGCAAAAAUAUGUGAUAGAAUUUCAACUGUACUAAUUCUAACCGUUUGAUUAUGAAUAGUAUAAAAAGAGUUAGUAGAAAUAAUAGACUGAUUAAAUUAAUGAGAGCAAUAUUAGUAUUGGACAAUAGAAAUAAAGGACAUAAUAUUAAGAUUGGAGGUAAUAAUAGAUGUCAACUAACAAAAAUCUAAAUAAUGACUCAUAAUAAUAACUUUAAUAGUCUCCAGCAGGUAAUAGCGCUUAGAAAUAAGUAAAAUCUAGAUAGAGUGAAUUUGGAAGUUUACUUCAAAUACAAAAUUAAUAAACUUUUGGUCAACAGUAGCUAACCAUGCCAACUGGAUAGAGAGCAAGCUAAUUCUAAAUAUAAAACGAUCCAAAUCAAGGACUCUUUGAAAUUCAAGAUAAUGAUGAUAACAAUAAUUAGAUAUUUGAAGAGAUAAAGGCACCCUAAGGUUACCAAAGGGAAAAUCUAGAGUAUUGCUCCUCAGAAGAAUGCAAAUUUAAUGGGUAGUGGUCAAAAUGGUGUUUGGAGAGAUGCGAUGAGGAAUAGAAAAAAUGUUACUACUAAUUAAGAUAAAGAAUCGAUGAGGCAGGACUUUAGUAUUUAUCUUUGAAUCACGUUGUACGCUAUGUUAAGUCUUUCAAUUGGAAUGUUGAUGAAGCAUACGAUAGGCUGGUUUAGACUGAAAAAUGGAGGGUAGAUAACCAACUUAUGGAGGUUGAUCCAAAUGAUAUUCCAGCUGAGCUAGGGAUGAGGCUCGUAAAUCUGUAUGGCUUUGAUUUUGUAGGUAGACCCUUAAUCUUCCUAAGAGGAAGAUAGUUUGACCCAUCAAAGAUGAAAAAGAAUGUGGACUAGUAUGUGAUGAUCUUUGACUUGAAUAAUGUGGGCUAUAGCAACUUUGAUCUUAAGCAGAUCUCAAAGAUGGCACCAAUUCUAUCAGUCACUAAGGCCAAGUUUAAGUUCUUGGGUAAAAAUUAUCUUGAGGAAUUAUCAAAAGUCAUGGAUAUUAAGUAUAUACCUAAAGAGUAUGGUGGUUAGGGUCCAGCUUUAGACGAUCUCCCUCUGAUGUGA